Messenger RNA from Cajanus cajan (pigeon pea), 1382 nucleotides. It is a transcript of the gene XERICO, whose product is annotated as RING/U-box superfamily protein. The record is from RefSeq and is a predicted model, not a curated record. NCBI's taxonomy places the organism in Eukaryota, Viridiplantae, Streptophyta, Magnoliopsida, Fabales, Fabaceae.
GCAGGGAAAUAGAGUGUAACCAUGGUUAAGGCACUGGUUACUGUGUUGCCAAUAAUGAAUCCCUGAGAUGGUGGGGUUCUUCUUCUAUCUAUAAAGCAAAGAGAGAAGAUUUUACGGAUUUUCCAUCAUUCCAGAACCGUAAUCUCCAAACCCCACUUCGUCAGAUAUUAAGAAGAGACCAACAGAAUUUCCAUACUUGAAAACUUGACAUAGCAAUCUUGUUUUUUGGUUCCCCAUUUCCAUGUUUGUGGAUUCUUCCUGAUUCAAAGGCAAUUUGUUGUUCUAUUAGCUCAGUUUUGAGGUUCCACAGUUGCAACUUGCAGCACAAUUGUAACUUGGUAUCCCUAAAGGGCUCUUAGCAUUGAUCAAAAUGGGCCUCUCAAGUCUCCCAGCACCAUCUGAAGGAGUAUUAUGUGUCCUUCUGGUGAACACUGUAUUGUCAAUUUCCAUAUUUAAAGGCAUUGUUAGGACAAUCCUACACAUUGUUGGCAUCCACCUUUCAUCAUCCUCCACUUCACCAGAUCCCUCACAAACCCCACCUGAGUCAUUUGAAUUCCAUCUCAGUCCGUCUGAGAGUUACAUUGAAGAGUUCAGAAGCCGGACACCAACACUACGGUUUGACAGCGUGUGUUGCUGUAAACACCCUGAACAUGACUGCUCUGUGUGUCUCACCCGGUUCAAACCCGAAUCGGAGAUAAACCGCCUUUCCUGCGGCCAUCUCUUCCACAAAGUGUGCUUGGAGCAGUGGCUGAACUACUGGAACGUUACAUGCCCACUUUGCAGGACUCCCUUGAUGCCUGAAGAUGAUGCAUCUUGCUUUCAGUAAACAGAAUAAGAGUUGGUUUGGAUAUAAGCUUAGAAUAACUUUUGAGAAUUUUUCAACUGAAAAUAACGAGUUUAUUUAAGUAGAGGAAUUCUCUAGAAUUCUUCUAAACUUGUAUCCAAACAGAUUCUAAAUGAGUCUGGCAGGAAGAGAGUUUUCAUGUACAGUGUAGUGUACAUAUUCACGAGGUUUUGAUGUUCAUGCAUCUGAGUUCUGCCACCUUUUCAAGUUUUAAACUUUUUGACUUUUAUGGUCUAGAGUUUGUGGAGGGUUUUGUUUUCCCUUUUCUGUCUGUGCUCUUUGGCACAAAUGAGGGGGUAUACUUUUUGCUUGCAUAUUAUGUUUACUCAUAAUGCCCACCUUUGGUUGGACUUCAGAGCCUUAAUUCUAUGUUGGGCAUUUUGAUCCUAAUUUGGAAGCAUGGAUUGUAGAAUCCAUUUGUUUUGCCUUUCAAACUCUUAUCACCAUGUAUAUAUAGUGUAGUGUGUAAAUAGCUGUGGUUGGCAAUAAGAUUAAGAUUCAAUUAUAACUAAACAAUACAAACCACCAAUGCCUUUAA